AUGAGCUUCGAUCAUAGAGUUAAAGUACGUACUGCUUAUUGUUACAACUGUCCUAAACACGGUUAUGCCAGACAAGCAGCAAGAUUUUCGAAUUCUUCUUCUUCAUACAUGAAGAACGAAGAAGAAGAAGAAGACUUUUGGAAUCAUUGUUCUGUCAUAUUAGGAAGUUCGAGUAUCAAUGGAGUCAGUCAGAUAGCAUCUACUAAGCAAAUUUAUAGAAAAAUUUUAUGGGUGAUUGUUUUUUCUGGAUGUAUGGCAGGAUUCCUUUUUCAAACAAUUAGUUUCUUAAUUCAUUUUUCCAAUUAUCCAACAACUGUUGAAGUUCUUGUGUUGAAUGAAGGAGUUUUGGAAUUUCCAUCUGUAACCAUUUGCAAUUCUAACAGGAUUCGCAAAAGUCAAUAUUGUAAAUACUUGGAAAGCAAACCAAAUGUGAAUAAAACCUGUCCCGAUGUAAUGUAUUUUGGAUAUUAUGAUGUAAUUCUUUAUCAGACGAAGAAAUUAUGA
Centruroides sculpturatus (bark scorpion) is the source of this 504-nucleotide messenger RNA. Its product is annotated as acid-sensing ion channel 1-like. The transcript is spliced from 3 exons. Lineage: Eukaryota; Metazoa; Arthropoda; Arachnida; Scorpiones; Buthidae. Bases 1 to 504 code for a protein of 167 amino acids. Gene Ontology annotation, molecular function: ligand-gated sodium channel activity. The record is from RefSeq and is a predicted model, not a curated record. Gene Ontology annotation, cellular component: membrane. Gene Ontology annotation, biological process: sodium ion transmembrane transport.